Messenger RNA from Nomascus leucogenys (northern white-cheeked gibbon), 2529 nucleotides. RefSeq names its product ALG9 alpha-1,2-mannosyltransferase (gene ALG9). Bases 906 to 2261 code for a protein of 451 amino acids. Lineage: Eukaryota; Metazoa; Chordata; Mammalia; Primates; Hylobatidae. Gene Ontology annotation, cellular component: endoplasmic reticulum membrane. The record is from RefSeq and is a predicted model, not a curated record. Gene Ontology annotation, molecular function: alpha-1,2-mannosyltransferase activity. The transcript is spliced from 16 exons. Gene Ontology annotation, biological process: protein N-linked glycosylation.
GCUGCCCCCGGGAGGGUCUUAGCUGUGGCGCGCGGGGCUCCGUCCGGGCUGGCUUCCCCGCUGGAGGCCCGAGCUCCCUCUUCAGCUAGGUUCUAUUGGUCUUCCUGGGCGGGUCAGCAUUCAGUCUUCGCCCACCUUAGAUCCCUCCACUGCGUGUAAAACUGCCUUGGAGUGCGGAUCUGUGAUGCUCCUGGGCCAGGCCUAGAGUGGGCACAGCCUCUGUGGGAGAUGGUGACAAGAUCAAAGAGUAUACCUUUUACGGCUGUUCCUCACAGCUCCUUUUAUUCUCCCUCAAGUCCCGACCCUUUACUGGGCCCAUCCAACCCGCCAUCACCUCUUCCCAAACCCUGGAGGCUGCAGGUUAGAACUGCAUUAAGGGAGCUGUCAACAUACGGAAUUGGAGUAGGCUAUGUACCUUGCAUCUAGGCUUCUGUCUGAACAUAAGGGGGAAUGAACAAAGCCAUGAAAAGCAAUGACCUUGUUAAGAAAAGAAAGAAAAGAAUGACAGCUUUGUGGCCUUCAAGUUAUCUGGGAACAAAGCAGGACAAGUCUGGGCACCUGAAGGAUCUACUGCUUUCAAGUGUUUGCUUUCAGCAAGGUUAUGUGCUGCUCUCCUGAGCAACAUCUCUGACUGUGAUGAAACAUUCAACUACUGGGAGCCAACACACUACCUCAUCUACGGGGAAGGGUUUCAGACUUGGGAAUAUUCCCCAGCAUAUGCCAUUCGCUCCUAUGCUUACCUGUUACUUCAUGCCUGGCCAGCUGCAUUUCAUGCAAGAAUUCUACAAACUAAUAAGAUUCUUGUGUUUUACUUUUUGCGAUGUCUUCUGGCUUUUGUGAGCUGUAUUUGUGAACUUUACUUUUACAAGGCUGUGUGCAAGAAGUUUGGGUUGCAUGUGAGUCGAAUGAUGCUAGCCUUCUUGGUUCUCAGCACUGGCAUGUUUUGCUCAUCAUCAGCAUUCCUUCCUAGUAGCUUCUGUAUGUACACUACGCUCGUAGCCAUGACUGGAUGGUAUAUGGACAAGACUUCCAUUGCUGUGCUGGGAGUAGCAGCUGGGGCUAUCUUAGGCUGGCCAUUCAGUGCAGCUCUUGGUUUACCCAUUGCCUUUGAUUUGCUGGUCAUGAAACACAGGUGGAAGAGUUUCUUUCAUUGGUCGCUGAUGGCCCUCAUACUAUUUCUGGUGCCUGUGGUGGUCAUUGACAGCUACUAUUAUGGGAAGUUGGUGAUUGCACCACUCAACAUUGUUUUGUAUAAUGUCUUUACUCCUCAUGGACCUGAUCUUUAUGGUACAGAACCCUGGUAUUUCUAUUUAAUUAAUGGAUUUCUGAAUUUCAAUGUAGCCUUUGCUUUGGCUCUCCUAGUCCUACCACUGACUUCUCUUAUGGAAUACCUGCUGCAGAGAUUUCAUGUUCAGAAUUUAGGCCACCCAUAUUGGCUUACCUUGGCUCCAAUGUAUAUUUGGUUUAUAAUUUUCUUCAUCCAGCCUCACAAAGAAGAGAGAUUUCUUUUCCCUGUGUAUCCACUUAUAUGUCUCUGUGGUGCCGUGGCUCUCUCUGCACUUCAGAAAUGUUACCACUUUGUGUUUCAACGAUAUCGCCUGGAGCACUAUACUGUGACAUCGAAUUGGCUGGCCUUAGGAACUGUCUUCCUGUUUGGGCUCUUGUCGUUUUCUCGCUCUGUGGCACUGUUCAGAGGAUAUCACGGGCCCCUUGAUUUGUAUCCAGAAUUUUACCGAAUUGCUACAGACCCAACCAUCCACACUGUCCCAGAAGGCAGACCUGUGAAUGUCUGUGUAGGAAAAGAGUGGUAUCGAUUUCCCAGCAGCUUCCUUCUUCCCGAUAAUUGGCAGCUUCAGUUCAUUCCAUCGGAGUUCAGAGGUCAGUUACCAAAACCUUUUGCAGAAGGACCACUGGCCACCCGGAUUGUUCCUACUGACAUGAAUGACCAGAAUCUAGAAGAGCCAUCCAGAUAUAUUGAUAUCAGUAAAUGCCAUUAUUUAGUGGAUUUGGACACCAUGAGAGAAACACCCCGGGAGCCAAAAUAUUCAUCCAAUAGAGAAGAAUGGAUCAGCUUGGCCUAUAGACCAUUCCUUGAUACUUCUAGAUCUUCAAAGCUGCUGCGGGCAUUCUAUGUCCCCUUCCUGUCAGAUCAGUAUACAGUGUAUGUAAACUACACCAUCCUCAAACCCCGGAAAGCAAAGCAAAUCAGGAAGAAAAGUGGAGACCGGAGAAGAGCAGAGCCAACUUACAGGAAGAACUGAAAAUCCUGGUACUGGAUGGCUGUGUUAAGCUGUUCUCCACACUCUGGCCUGGCAUCUGAGAACUAGCAAGCCUCUCUUAGGCCAUAUGGGCUUCUCCACCAAAGCUGUUUGGCAGCUCCUAGCAGACCUUCUUGUUGAAAUCCUCGUGCUGAAAAUGAACACAGCCUAGUUGCCAACCCACAUGUCCUUUUCACCUCCAGCAAGACUAAGCUUCUUUAAAGCACUUCACAGGACUAGGACCCUGUCCUGGAGCUAUCUCAGGAAAAAG